Penicillium chermesinum is the source of this 1926-nucleotide messenger RNA. Its product is annotated as histone acetyltransferase NGG1. Lineage: Eukaryota; Fungi; Ascomycota; Eurotiomycetes; Eurotiales; Aspergillaceae. Bases 1 to 1926 code for a protein of 641 amino acids. Gene Ontology annotation, biological process: regulation of transcription by RNA polymerase II. Gene Ontology annotation, molecular function: transcription coactivator activity. The transcript has 4 exons. The record is from RefSeq and is a predicted model, not a curated record. Gene Ontology annotation, cellular component: SAGA complex.
AUGCCAUCAGCAUAUAAAAGUAAAGGCAAAGGCCGCGAUGCGCGCCAAUCGCGAAGCCGGAAUACAACCCCGUCAAAUGCGGGCAGCACCUCGGCUUCAGCGCCAGCUCUCCCUAGCUACCUCGAAAAUGAUGUCUCUAAGCUUAUCGACCUAGCGAAUAGCCAGUACACAGACCUCCUUGACCUGCUUGCUGGGCCCAACAUUCCCGACUCGAAAACUCUAGAGACUCUUGUAGAGCAUCUCAAGAGCUUGAGCGAUAUGGCCGACGCGCGUGGGGAGGUUUGCAAUGCCGGCAUGCGGGAGAUGUCCCAGAAACGAAAGGAUGUUGUGGAAGAUCAAGACCUGAAUCGCGAAGUGGUGGAGCGUGGGAAGCUAAAGCGGGAGACGGAAGAAGACGAGGAUCAGAUCAACAAACCACGGCCGAAGAAGCGACGAGACCGGCCCGGCAAGGAAGACCGGCCUUUGAAUCACGGUGCUCAUGAGGUGGGGCGUCAAGAUGGCGCUGAAACAAAGGUUGAAGGUGCCGCGUCCCCGGGCUCCAAGAACUCGAAAACCGGCUGCUCCGAUGGCAGCUCCUCCCUUUCACCGCCGUCUAUGAUGUCUCCCAAUGGUGGCCACAAUGGAGCUGAUGGGGCUGCUGCCGUUGCUGAGUCUUCUGGCUCCGACUCUAGAGAAUCUUCCCAUCAGCCUGAACCUCAGCCUGCGGUACCCCAGAUACAAGUCUUCGGCGAAAAUCCACUGGAAUAUGACGAUCCGACGGUAUACCACAUACGCGAUGUCACCCCUGACAUGGAUGAUGAAGAGAAGAAGCAAAUUUACAGUGUAGCUCGGUUCCCUAAGAGCGACCUCUCGCACAUGAUGGCUGGAGUGCCCCCAGACAAGGACUUCAGUAAUGCCAAGCCUUCGAAUCAGGUCAGCGCGAAUACUUUUCUGGCCUUCAUUGAGCCAUACGUGCGACCAUUGAUGGAAGAAGAUAUUGCUUGGUUACGUGAGCGCGGAGACCGCACUACUCCAUUCAUUCUUCCGCGCCGUGGUAAGAAGUCCUAUCGGCAGCUCUGGGCCGAGGAGGAUGGGUUGCCUUACGACUCGACACAGGAUGACAAGGAUCAGCUUCCGUUGAACCAAGGUCGGGGGAGUAUUGAACAACUGACCGACGAUAAACUCGAAACGAACGAGAUUUCUGUUGGACCAUUGGUAUCUCGCUUAAUGUCUCUUCUACGCUACGAGCACCGUACUCCCUCCGAAGAUAAUCCAAACUCCACAAACGGCGAAGGCAGCUCGAAUGGGGUGAACGGAGAUGCAAUGGACCUCGAUCAGCCCAAUGGGGCCUUCCGUGAUGCCGAUCCCAAUGGUUUCAAAACUUCAGUCGCCAAGCUUGACCACGCACAGCUGGAUGAACGCGCAAAGGCCGAGCUACGCUACAUCGGCUUCCUCGGUCCGGAUGACAACCCAGACUAUGACGCACAUAACGACGACGAAGUGGCUGAGCGUCUCCGUCUUCUCCAAGGCGAGCUCAAGAAGGUCAUCGUCACUAAUAACGCCCGCAAAGCUCGCAUCCUCAAGAUCGCUCAAGAGCACAUGGCUCUUCUGGAGUUCUCAACAAUUCAGGAUGACCUAGACUCCCAAGUCCAACAAGCCUAUCUCAAGCGAACCCGGACGAUGGGCAAGAGCAAGAAAGGCUCCCAGGCCAAGCACCGUCCUGGCGGUGCUGGCGGCGGCAGCCAUGUGGCCCAAGGUGUCUCUCGUCCCGCCGUUGGUGAUGCCGCCAAGAUCGUCAUGGACCGACGUAAGCGCUGGAAUGACGCCUUCUUGCCCAUCUUCGAUGACAUCAAAACUACUAUUCCUUCUGAGGGUGAAACUAUCUUUGAUCCCGCCGUUAUGGAAGAGUACGAAAAGGCCGAGCUGGAAGCUUGGGAUGAGGAGUAA